This is a messenger RNA of Xenopus laevis (African clawed frog), 2324 nucleotides long. RefSeq lists its product as uncharacterized. The record is from RefSeq and is a predicted model, not a curated record. The transcript has 2 exons. Bases 824 to 1891 code for a protein of 355 amino acids. Lineage: Eukaryota; Metazoa; Chordata; Amphibia; Anura; Pipidae.
AAAAGGAACAAAGAAUAGAAAUACAUUUUCUCAACAGAGGCUGAGGUGAUAGAGGUAAAAAUCAGCGUGAGCAAUUAACAGUCAUUCACAGUAACAUGGUACAACAAGAUUCAGAGUCAACAUCUGGAGUCAAAUAGAAUGGAAUAGAAACAUUUCCCAAGGAGAUCAUACUUUGGAAGAGGACAAUAAAUCACUGUUGCUAGUUACCUCAAACAAAUGCAAGCAAAACUUCCGAUCGAAACCUUGUGAUGCACCUCCGCCGUGCGUGCGAACGUAUCAAUCCACAAAAUAAAGUUUUCAAGGAACGAUCCAGACUGCAGGAUUAACUGCUCAAUUAGGUGUUUAUUAUUCAACACAACAUGUUUCGAGUCUCAAUGGACUCUUUGUCAAGUGUAUACAAAGGAUGUGAAACAAUGUAUAAUAUAGUGUUUAACAGGAAAUGACAUCAAAGCGUUAAGCCCAUCCUCCAAGUGAAAAACAGGUGGGGGAAAAAAAGAACAAUGUUUCAAAAGUAAAUAAUAUUACAAAAGUAAAUAGAGAUAACUUCAGUUUGCAACAAUGUAAAAUGUGUCCUUAUGUAAUAGAGUACAAUUUCAACAGGCUAAAGGCCUUUGUGCUUCUCAUUCAAUUUUUAUUCGUGAUACGCUUCAGCUGUCACCAAGUGCUGUAAAGAAAGGAAAAUAUCAAUACAAUAUAAACGAGAGUAAAAGAAGGGUUAAAAACAGGGGACCAAUGGGCAUUUAAAGAACAUAUCAUCCAGUAUUUUCGAUAUGUGGAUGAUAUCCUUAUCUUUUGGAAGGGCCCUGUCCAAACCUUUGAGGAGAUGAUCGUAGAAGCCAAUAAAGCCCAUAAAACCAUUAAAUUUACAUCAGAAGUUGGUGGACUCUCGUUGAACUUCCUGGAUGUACACCUUACAAUCGCUGAAGGUCGUGUGCAUACUAGCCUGUACAGGAAGGAUACCGAUAGGAAUAAUGUCCUGCAUGCCAAAAGUUUUCAUGCCCCCAAUGUGGUUAAAGCCAUCCCAAAAGGGCAGUUCCUACGGGCCCGUAGGAUUUCAUCUGAUAUAGAGAAGUUUGAAAACGCUACCGCGAAUUUGAAAAAAAGAUUCCUGGAUAGGGGGUACAACAAAAAGUCCAUUAAUAAAUGUAUCGAAGAUACACAUAAAAUUGAGAGGAAAGAACUACUGACUUAUAAACCUAAAAAAGAAAGUAAAAGGCUACCAUUUGUAUCUACGUUUAGCGCGAACAGUAAAGCUAUUGAAAAUACCAUACGUAAAUAUUGGCCUAUUGUCCAACAGGACAAUAUUUUGGGUAAAUGUGUCCCUAAUACCCCUCUAUUCAGUUACAAAAGAGGAUGCAACCUAAGAGACAUCCUGUGUCCAUCAGAGGUUAACCCCUUGGGCCCACGUACACAAAGGUUUAUUGGAAGACCAAAGAAGGGUACGUUUGCAUGCUUAAAUUGCGUAUGCUGUACAUCUAUUAUUAAAGGAGACAAUAUCAACCACCCAUGUGAUGGGACCCCCAUACGUCUACGACACUAUGCCACAUGCGACACCUGUAAUGUGGUGUACUUGCUUAAAUGCCCAUGCGGGAUGGCAUAUGUAGGCCAGACAGGGAGACAAGUCAAAUCAAGAAUCAAAGAACAUCGAGGCUAUAUUAGGAACUUUAAAAAGGAUACUUAUUCGGACACAGCAGUUUCUAGGCAUUUUUCAGCUAUGAGUCAUAACGUAAACCAGCUAAAAUGGUUAGUUUUGGAGGUCGUACAUAAUCCCCCAAGAGGUGGGGAUUUGAAACUGCGAUUGUCUCAAAGAGAGAUGUAUUGGAUUAGAAAGCUAAACACCGUAAACCCUAAAGGGUUAAACGAAUCGUGGAGUGUAAAAAGCUUCUUAUGAAACGUUGCUGACACUAAUCUCUAUGUUUAUCUCUCUUCCAGAUUUUGACCCCAUAGCUACACAUUCAGAAUGUUUCAGAAUCCAGUUAUGCACUUGGUGACAGCUGAAGCGUAUCACGAAUAAAAAUUGAAUGAGAAGCACAAAGGCCUUUAGCCUGUUGAAAUUGUACUCUAUUACAUAAGGACACGUUUUACAUUGUUGCAAACUGAAGUUAUCUCUAUUUACUUUUGUAAUAUUAUUUACUUUUGAAACAUUGUUCUUUUUUCCCCCCACCUGUUUUUCACUUGGAGGAUGGGCUUAACGCUUUGAUGUCAUUUCCUGUUAAACACUAUAUUAUACAUUGUUUCACAUCCUUUGUAUACACUUGACAAAGAGUCCAUUGAGACUCGAAACAUGUUGUGUUGAAUAAUAAACACCUAAUUGAGCAGUUAAU